Messenger RNA from Centruroides sculpturatus (bark scorpion), 4221 nucleotides. Its product is annotated as B-cell receptor CD22-like. The record is from RefSeq and is a predicted model, not a curated record. Gene Ontology annotation, biological process: cell-cell adhesion. Bases 141 to 3524 code for a protein of 1127 amino acids. NCBI's taxonomy places the organism in Eukaryota, Metazoa, Arthropoda, Arachnida, Scorpiones, Buthidae. The transcript is spliced from 16 exons. Gene Ontology annotation, cellular component: cell-cell junction. Gene Ontology annotation, molecular function: cell adhesion molecule binding.
CACCUACUGACGUGACAGAAAAAUGUUAGGAGAGCCGGCAGGUUACAGUUGUUGGUUGGCAGGAUUAGUGUGAGGCCAGAGUAUAGUAAAAGGCGGACUAUACGAAUGAUGGUGGAAGCGAGUUAAAUGAGGAAGGGGCUAUGUUGCGUUGCAAAUUGUCCUGUUUGCUUCUCUGCAUCUAUAUCCUGAUCGCUUGCAUUUCUGAAGUUAAAGGUAAAGGGAAAAAAGUCAUUGGUAUAUUAGGUAGUUCUGCAGAAUUGCCAUGUGAAGUGGACGUUGAAAAAUGUGGCGAAGUUUUUUAUACAACUUGGGCAAAAGAAAUUUCGAAUGAGUGGAAACGUAUAUAUUUCAACGAUGGAGGUAGAAUGGAGAAAGGACUUCAAGAACUGGCUUUUCCAGAUAAAGCAAAAUUUUUCAUGAACGACUCAUCAGCGUACCUUCGAAUAUCUUAUCUUAGAAUUGAAGACGAAGGAUCUUAUCGCUGUGACGUCACCUAUACAAAACCUUGUCCUUCUCUAACUUUCUCAUCCUUAAUAAUACAGGUUCGACCAAGUCCUCCAGAAAUUCAACACGAAGACAAGUUGAUAGAGCAUGGUACUAUAAUAGGUCCUUUUCAAGAAAAAUCAGUUCUUUCUUUAGAUUGUGAAUCGCAGGGAGGUAAACCGACCGCAAAAGUCACAUGGUGGAAAGAUGAUGAAAGCUUAGAUUCUGAUAUAUCAUACACCAACAACAGUUAUGGAUCAAAGGACAUUAAAUCCUCCAUUGAUUUAACUCUUAGUAGGGAUGAUAUUGGAACCAGAUUAAUGUGUCGAGUUGAAAACGAAGCUCUCGAUAAACCACUCGAAAGCUGGGUUGAAGUUGAUUUAAACGUUAAACCAAUAUCGUUAGAAAUAUCAGGACCAACGGAACCAGUUCAAGAAGGUGAUAUCAUUUCAUUGAAUUGUACUGUCGAAGGGGCCAAACCAGCUGCCGAAAUCACGUGGUAUAAUGAAUCGAAUGUUUUGAUUCCUUCACCUGAAUCCGAAACUGAAAAAAUGCCAGAUAAUACUUAUCGUACGAUAAGCGAAUUAGAAAUUGAAGUUACAAAAUUCGAUCAUAAAGGAAUAUUUUAUUGUGAGGGAUCAAAUGAUUUAAUUAAAGAAGAACCAUUACUAGAAUCUUUUAGUAUUGAAGUUGAAUAUCCUCCAGCGGUAGUGAUCGAACCUGAAAAAGGUAUUAUAGUCAACGAAACAACGGAGGCUGUCUUUACUUGUUCGUACGAAGCGAAUCCUGAAACAAUUCUCGAUAUCGAUUGGUAUAAAGAUGGAAAAGAACUUCCUCUAUCGGACUCGACUAAAUAUUCAACUAGUAACACGACUAUGCCAACUCUAACGAUACUCUCUGUUGAUAGAAAUGAUAGAGGAAUAUACACUUGCUCUUUAACUAAUUCCAUUGGCAGAGGAAAUUCGUCAAAUUCGGUCAAACUUACUGUUUUAUAUCCUCCAGAAGUGGAAGUAGUAAUAUCACCAUCAGUAAUAAAUGAAAGAGAUAGCGCAAAAGUUUCAUUAUUUUGCGAGAUUAUUGGUGGAAAUCCUCAAAAUUUAUUAAGAAUUCGUUGGUAUAAAAACGAUGAAUUUUUAAAUGAAGUAACCGAUAAAAAGAUAUCAUGGAUGGAAAUUACAAGAAAUUUUUCUGGAAAUUAUUCUUGUGAAGCUGAAAAUGCUGCUGGAUGGGGUAACAGAUCCGAAAAUGAAGAAUUGAUUGUUCAUUAUCUUCCUGGAGAAGCCGAUAUUAUAGAAGAAGGGGAACCAACAAAGAGGGGUGAAUCUGUAAAUUUAACUUGUGAAGUCGAAGAAUUGGGUCUACCAGAAGCUGAAUCGUAUUAUUGGGAAUUAGAUGGAGAAGUUUUAGAUACAAAUAAUAAAACUUUAAUAAUUGAUGAUGCAGAUUUACAUCACGAAGGAAAUUAUAGCUGUUCAGCAGUCAAUGAUGUUGGUUCUGGUGAGAAAGGUUACCACUUUCUAGACAUUAAAGUUCCUCCCAAGUUUAUAAUUAAAUUACCUAAAUUGCACGGUGCAUCUCGUGAUGCUUCAUUUUAUAAUGUUACUUGUCGUGUCGAGUGUGAUCCUAUCUGCGAAAUUGAAUGGUUAAAAAACGGCGAGAGCAUUAUGGAUUCUAAUUAUUAUAUUAUAACUAAAGAAAAUUUACCAGAAGAAGAGGAAAAUGAUUAUUUCAGCUCUGUAAUAAGUGUCUUGAGAUGGAAUAUGACGGCAUGGCCUGGAGGUAAACUUGAAAGAGAACGUGAUUCUGCUAACUACACGUGCAGAAGCACCGAUAACGAAGUGGGCCCAGAAGUCGAAAGUACUAUGCAAUUUAGUGUUGAAUAUGCUCCAGAAAACGUUGAAAUCUCGCAAAAUUUAAUUACUCUUGAAGAAGGUGACGAAUUCGAACCUAUUAAUUGCUCCGCAUCGUCAUGGCCUCUCAGUACUUAUCGUUGGAAAUUUGGAAAUUUCAUUGUAAACGAUGGUUCAACUUUAGAUUUAAACGAAGUUACACGAAAGGAUGCUGGCAUCUAUACUUGCGAAGCGAGAAAUAGCAGAGGGAAAGCCGAAGCGGAAAUGAUUUUAGAAAUUAGAUACAUACCAAAUUGUGAUAUCGUAAGGGAUGAUGAUGACGACGAAACUAUUUUAAAAUGCGAAAGUGAUGCUUAUUCCGAAGUAAAAUAUUAUUGGACUAAAGAUAACAAUACUUUAGAUGAUGAUAUAGAUAUUGAUGAUGAUAACAGCACCAUCAGAUUUAAAAGAUAUGAAGAAGAAUUUUAUGGUGAAUACGAAUGCAUCGUGGAAAAUAAUAUGGGAGAAUCCGAACCAUGUGCUGAAAUUGUUACGAAACCGGAAGGUUAUGGAGACACAAUUUGGGAUCCAGAAACUGGUGAAAAGAAGAUAUUUAUCAUAGCUGCAAUUGUUGGUGGUAUUGCUAUUCUGUUCCUCAUAAUCAUCGUUGUGAUCAUUAUUUUGAUGAGGAGGAGAAGACGUGCUGUCAUUUGCAAACCUUGUAUGGAGGAAUUGCAAAGCGAUACCCAGCUUCAAACCGGAAUGCCCAAGCAACAAGUGCAUGUUACAAUUCAAACAAAUGGAAGUCCUAUACUUAAAAAUACUAACGCAGUGACCACAUUAAGACGAAUGGAAGACAAAAGGAGGAGAUUGCGUUCGAUAGCAGAUGCAAGUGCUGCCAAGGCUGCUGCACCAGAAACUCUGUAUCAAAAUAUCGAAGCGGCUGAUCAUAAGGAGAAUGGUCUAUCAGAAUCAGAAUCUAAACCGAUGUAUGAGAACAUGCCCUUUUUUGGUCGAACCAAAGGGCCAUUCCGCCCGGACAUCAAUGAUGAUCUCUUAUACGCCGAUAUGUAUGACGACAUUAAAUUGGGCAAAAUACCCGAUCCACGUAUGAAACCUCCAUUGCCUCCUAAAGGUAUUGGUAAGAAGCCCAAGGAACCACCUUUACCACCGAAAACACGGAAGAAGGCGCCAUCUAGUGACAUAAUCUGAAACUGAAGAAAUUCGCUUGACUAAUGAACAGAAAGGAGGCUAUGUUGAUGUAAAUGAUAAUCUUGGAGUGUGUCCCUGACAGAGACGUAUAGUUCGGGACGGGUGUGCUUGUCCCUCGUGCACUUGUCAAGCGUUCUCGCUGCAUAUCAACAAAGCCUAUUCUUUCUAGACUGUCAAUGCCAAAUGGUUUAUUAUGUGAUAUCGAACCGGUGAUACGGGAAGACAUUUCUUUUAAAAAACGAAAAAACAAAAAAAUUUUAUUAAAAAAAGGCAUUGUUUCUUCCCUUAUCUAUAUAUACAUAUAUAAUAUAUAUCAUUAGUCACUCACUCUGUGACUUUUAAUCAGUUAUUUUUAAACAUGUGUACAUUAUAAAUUUGCAGAAUUUGCCUGCAUUUAGCGCGACCGAUCACCAUAGGUUCCAUUGCAAAUUUCUGAGUUUCAUAUGUAUUAAUUUAAAUAAUAUACAUAUCAAUUUAUUUAAAUAUAAGAAAGAAAAAACACAGAACUACUUACAUCUUCUUAUGAUCUGUUAUGCUAAAUCGAAAGAUUUAUAUUUCUAGAAUGAAUUUCUGAAUUCUUGUGAUAUUCUUACGAUAGACAUCAACAAAUUAUAUAUAUAUAUAUAUAUAUACAUAAAUAUAUAUAUACAUACAUAAAUUAUCUAUUUUAUGUCAUUGUGACCAAAUUAUUAUGUUA